Messenger RNA from Zasmidium cellare ATCC 36951, 750 nucleotides. RefSeq lists its product as uncharacterized. The record is from RefSeq and is a predicted model, not a curated record. Bases 1 to 750 code for a protein of 249 amino acids. NCBI's taxonomy places the organism in Eukaryota, Fungi, Ascomycota, Dothideomycetes, Mycosphaerellales, Mycosphaerellaceae. The transcript is spliced from 2 exons.
AUGGAGAAAUAUCUCUUCAAUAAGCUCCCUGCUGAGCUACGGCUCCAAAUCUAUGAACUAGCCCUCGUCGACCAAAACUCGCCAAUCAUAAUCACCCCAGAAGAAAGAUACGAUCAAAUCGAGCCGUCGGCUGUGCGCAUGCGGAACCUUCCCUUUGCGUUGAUCAACACGUGCAAACAAAUCCGGUCCGAAGCCUUUCCAAUCUUCAUCUCUCAGAACAGAUUUCUCUUCGCACCGAACAACGCAUGGCGCCGAUAUGAGAAGCUUCCCAGCACCAACCGACUGUGGUUCAGCUACCUAGGAGAGUUCGUCGAAGACUUGAAGUCACUGGACGUGCAUCUCGGCACAUAUCGGUACGAAUGGAUCGAAUGGGAGGAUCUCGAAUGUGACGUGACAUGGGUCUUGAAGGGCAUCAGGGCCCUCUUCCGUCGCCACCCGAAGAUCAAACUUUCGAUCAAAAUGGCCUUCAAGUUCUCGUUCUCAGAGAGGUUCUUCAACGAUCUCUUAGACCGGACCUUCGAGGUGGAGCUCUACGCGACGACCCUCGCGCAGGCCAAGGCUUCGGUUCGUCAGCAAUGCGAGACGUACCAGCGGCGACUUCACGGGUUGUACAGGUACCCAUAUUGGGAUCGCGAGAUGUGGGAGACUGUUCGUGAAAUUGAGGCAUAUCUCGAGUUACUGGACGCGGACCCGACGUGGUCUUGGGGAGUCCAAACCGAGGCACCUCUUACGGCCACAGUCGAAGAGUGA